CAUUUCGCGAGCAAGAUCUAGGUCCUGCACUUAAAAGACGAGCUAUAGUAGUAUACAAUGCAGACAUCCCUAGAUAUCAUCUAGAUAAUGGCAGUGAUGUAAGAAAGAUGCUAGAAAGCCAAAGAAAAGCUUUCCGAGAGUUGCUAGAAAAAGAAUUCGAUAGACAAUUUAAGUUUGCAUUAUCUUCACUUACCAAAUUCAUUAUGGGUGACAAACCUGGAAAUAAAGACUUGCAGAAUGAGGACGCCUCCACUCCUAGCCGUACGGCACAAAAGAGUUCGAAAAUCGAUUGGUUACGAAAUAAGCAAGUCAUAGUAUACAAUCGAUCAGAAAAUAGAUAA
Molecule: messenger RNA, 341 nt
Organism: Paraglomus occultum
Lineage: Eukaryota; Fungi; Glomeromycota; Glomeromycetes; Paraglomerales; Paraglomeraceae
Source: the annotation of a GenBank genome assembly